Molecule: messenger RNA, 1562 nt
Organism: Musa acuminata AAA Group (dessert banana)
Lineage: Eukaryota; Viridiplantae; Streptophyta; Magnoliopsida; Zingiberales; Musaceae
Product: transcription factor bHLH74-like
Exons: 7
Coding region: 267-1289 (340 amino acids)
Biological process (GO): regulation of DNA-templated transcription
Cellular component (GO): nucleus
Molecular function (GO): DNA-binding transcription factor activity; protein dimerization activity
Source: RefSeq, a predicted model, not a curated record
CUGCCGCUGCUGCUGCUGAGUUCACCUUUUGCUUUUAACUUGGUUGGUACAAGGCUGCCCAGUUCAUUUGUUCCUUGUUAACUCCUGCAAGAAAUGACCGGUCAAACUCCUCAGUUUUCUCUUUAGUAAAGAUCCUCUCGGUCGCUUGGGUUAUCUCCGUCUAUGCUUCUCCGGCAAUUCUCUAUAUCCGAGUAAUGAGAGGUAGUGGUAUGCUCUGGCUCAGCCCAGCAGUCUGAGGAGGAGGAGGAGGUGGUGAGCGAUUGAAGAUGUACAGAAACGAAGCUUCUGCACUGGAAAAUGCUGCUGAAGAUUUUCUUGAUACUGACUGGGGUCCCUUUUCAUCACUGGAUCAAAAUGUAUGGCUGAAAGAGACAGCUGGUGUUUUCUCUCAUGGAGGUGUCCCAGAGACCACAGAGAUCGGUGCUUCUCAUGAUGGGACUGGGCAAAUUGCAAGGUGUUCAUCCUUUGGCACUGAGAAGCUCCCUGACAUGCUUGGUUCCAUCCGGACUCCAUCUGCUGCAAGCAGUGAGCAUCAAACCUGGAGCAGGUGUACACAGAAGAGAAGGAAGGAGAUGUCGGAUUGGUUUGCUCCGAGUCCACAAUCCUCAUUUGAUGCAACUCAAAAUGCCAAUACUGAAUGGCAUAAGGAUGUUCCAGUUGACAUUGUAAAUAGUGCAACUAAGAAAGAUGAGAACAAGGAAUAUGACUGUGAGCAAAAUGCAGAUGCCAACUCCUAUAAUCUCGAUGCUAAACUUGCCGAGGAGUCCCACCAGAUUGUUGGUGUGACCAAAGAAGAUCACGUUCGCUCUCGAGCCAAGCGGGGUCAAGCCACAAAUAGUCACAGUCUUGCAGAAAGAGUUCGAAGGGAAAGGAUUAGUGAAAGGAUGAGGUUUCUUCAAAAUCUUGUUCCAGGGUGCGGUAAGAUUACUGGUAAAGCAGUAAUGCUUGAUGAAAUUAUCAACUAUGUCAAGUCACUCCAACAGCAAGUUGAGUUCCUGUCGAUGAAGCUUGCGGCGGUUCAUCCAGAAAUUAAUUUGAAUGUGGAGCAGAGUCUUCUGAAAGAUUGUGGAAGUCCAGCUGCUCCUGGGUACUGUUCAAGAUUAAGCACCUACCAGUCUAAUGGAUGGGGAAGCACACCGACAGGAAUGAUCUACCCACUUGCACACAAUUCAGGGACUAGCAUCUCUCAGAUUCCCUCCAUGGCUCAGGCAUCAAUUCUGUGGGAUGCUGAGCUCCACAAUGUUCUCCAUAUGCACUUCAAUUCAGAUCCCCCAUCCAGAACCCAAUAGAUAAAUGGAGUGCCUCCAGACAGAGUGCUGAAUGAUUCAUGGAAGAAAGUAAUAAGAUGCUUUUCUGCUUUUUAUAUGGGUAUGUCUACUGGUAUCAGGAAUUCUUACAGAAAACAUGACACUUGCUUCAUGUAUAGUCAGAGUUAGAUAGUUGCUGGACUGAGGAAAGCAAGUCUCUGGUGAUGUAUUUGUUGUUUGGUAUGUGAAAAAGGAAAUUGUGUUGGAUUUUGCAGAAACUGUUUAUUGGGUUUUAAUGAAUUAUUGUUUCAAGAA